This is a messenger RNA of Drosophila kikkawai, 8539 nucleotides long. The record is from RefSeq and is a predicted model, not a curated record. Lineage: Eukaryota; Metazoa; Arthropoda; Insecta; Diptera; Drosophilidae.
UUGACAGCACUAGUUUUUCGGCCGAAAAAUAAAGAACAAUAAAAAGUUUGUGGCCCGCAAAAAAACGGAUCGGAUCGGAUCGCAGCAAGCCAACUGAGAGUGCAGCGUGGUGUCCUCUCACCUGUGACCUGUGACCCCCCGCCCCCGUGAGCGUGAGUGUAACAGUGUUAAUUGGAGCAGCCUAGGCAGCGUGUAAAAGUUGCGGAAUUAUCGUGGCAAAGAGUGUGUGGUGCGAGCGAGAGGGGAAGAGAGAGAGGCAUAGAGUCCAGCCGUCGCCGCAAUUGCCGCACGCAUAAAAUAUGAUCAAAUUGCGAAAACGAAAUUGAUUUCAAUUGGCGACUCAACAAAAGCAAACGCAAUUUCAAUGUUUGGCGCCUGCUGCGACUCUUGAGACUCGUUUAAGCCACCAAUACCAACCAAUCAGGACUUAGCCAAGUUCCGCACUGAGGCUUUUUGGCCAUGGCGCAGCAAACGCAGCCGCAGCAGCAGCAGGCGGCGCCGCCGUCGUCGUCGACACCGGCCUCCGCGGCAGCUGGUUCUGGAGGAGGGGCUGGUGGCGGUGCCGUCACGCCCAUUUCCACGCCGUCGACACCGCAGCCGACACCAGCCGGAAACAACAGCAGCAACAACAAUAAUAAUAACAAUAACAGCAACUCCGGCACGCUGGUUUCGCCUUCGGGGAACAACAAUCUAAUGACACCCGUCCAGGCCUUCACUCCAGCCGGACAGCCUCUGUUCAAUCCUCACCUGUACAUGCCCCAACACGGUGGUCAUCCGCAUGCAGGAAAUCCGUACCAGGCGAUGAUCCAGACGCAACUUCCCAAUGUGUUUGUGAACAACGUCACUGCCAAUGUAAAUCUGCAUGGCUGGUCGCACACGGUGCCCACUUAUCUGCCUGGAGGAGCACAAUCCCACUAUAUUGGCCAUGGAGACAUGCCUCAAGACCAGGGCAACGCCCUGAUGCCGCAACACCUGCAGCAAUUGCCCAUGAACCUGGCAACCCAGGGCGGAUCCCCCAAUCUUCACACUCCGGGAAUGGGCGGACGUGGUCGAGGAGGACGCGGAGGGCGUUCUCGCGGCGGUGGUAGCAUGCGUCGCAACGACUAUCAUGGACCACGUCAUAUCCAGCAGCAGCAGCAACAGCAAAUAGUUACCCUGCCACCGCAGCAAUUGCCACCGCCGGAUGGUGCGCCCGGUUCUAAUCCUGGCCUGCAGCUACAGCCUGACCAGAUGGGUCAGCAGUUGCAGGCGCCGCCAGAGGCGCAGAUGCAGUCCUUGCCGUACUACGCCCAUGCUCCACCGCAUGCCUAUGCCUACGGCCCGUAUCCCACGCCCUACUUUGCGCCACAGCAUGCCCAACUGCAGCCUCCGCCCAACCCGGCGGCGGCUGCUGCUCAGCAAGCGACAGGGACACCAGUAUACAUCUCUCCGGUGAUGUACAAUCCAGCUCAGAUGUACAACUGCAUGUACUAUCCCGUGAUGCAUCCGGCGGAAUACCAGUACUUGCCGGAAGAUGUUCAGGCUGGAGUGGCAGUAGAUGAACGUGUCCAGCAACAGGAAGGAGUUAUCCCUCAGAUCUGGCACUCGGCCCCCAUGUAUGCCGAAGAAUACGCCGAAGUGCUCCAACAGCAACAACAGCAGCAGCAGCAGCAACAGGUGGCCGGCCAUCCCAAUGGCGGAGUUCCCAAUGUGGGCGAUGAACUGAACCACAACAGCGCCUCGCUGCCCUCCUCGGAAACAUCAAGCAUGCUCAGUCCGACUUACCCCAUCUAUGAUACGCAGUUACACGAGAUGCAGCACCAGAUGAACGUCAUGCAGAUCUAUGAAGAUGGUCAGAUGGCCAUACAGCCGAUUCAUCCAGGAGCGGGUCCCGUGCAGCAGUAUGACGAGGAAAUCGUCGAGUGCGGAGCUCCUCCACCCGGCACUAUUCCGGUGGCCUGGACCGCUGCGAUGCCCAUGCCAGCGGAUGGAGCUCAGCCAGCCUUGCUGCCACAUCCGCCGCAUCACAUCCUGCAGCAGCCAUCGCCUGUGUUAAUCGAACAGCCGCCGCAGCUUGUGCCGGUUGCGCCUUCACAACAGGCACCGACACCGACACCCACAACUCCACAAAUGCAGCCCCUUCAGGAGCAAAUGGUGGACAAGAAUUUGAUAAAUAACAACAACGAGGUGGUGGCCUUGGAUGAGAAAUUGGCCAGCGAGAAGCAGCAGCAACUUGACUUGGAGUUUCAUCAACAGCAACAGCAGCAGCAACUGCAGCAGCAACAGCAAGAACAUCAGCAGAAACUGCAGCAGCAGCAACAGCAAGAACAGCAGCAGCAGCAGCAACAUCAUCAUCAAUUACCGCCGCAGCAAAUUGAGCCACAGUUAACCAAAGUGCCAAACCUGGUAGUAGCAACAGUGGCUCCUCAACUUCAGCAACCACCACAGCAUCAUCAUCACCAGCAGCAACAGCAGCCUGCACCGCAGCAACACCAGCAGCAGCAGACAUCGCCUGUGGUGGUGCCGCCUCAGCAGCAGCAGACCAGCUACCAUGAGCAGCACCAGCCGCAUCAGGCACCCCAACAGCAACAGCAAACGCAGCCACAGCGCAAGCCGCCUCAGCAAUAUAAUCAAUCGCAGCAGCAACAGGUGCGUCGCAAGUACUCCUCGGAGUACAAUCACCAUCAUCAUCAGCACGGCAGCAGUGAUACCGGCAUCCAGACCACCAAGACGAUGUCCUGGACGAAUUCUGCCCAGCACAAGAAGUCGACGCAAUCGGUUUCGGUCACAGCCUCCCCCAACAAUGUAAACAAUGGUCCAGGAGUGGGAGUGGGAAAUAACCCAAAGAUUAACAACUAUAGUCACACCACCAAGACGUUCACCAAUCAGCAACACUACCAGCAGCAGCAGCAGCAUCAGCACCAGCAGCAUCAACAGCAGCACUAUCAGAACCAGAACAACUACAACAGCGGCGGCAGUAGCAGCAAUAACAGCAGCACCUCCAGCAACAGCAGCGGCAAUCAGCCUCAGGUGCGCACCUAUGGCACCAUGAAAGUGCCCUCCUCGCCGGUGGCCAGCACAGCCCCAACGCUGGAGCGGAAGAACAGCCAGCAGGGGCCAGCACCAGCAGCAGCAGCAACUCCUACAGCAACUACCUCAACGGCCAGUAUCACGGCUAACCCGAAUCAAUUCCUGCCGGAGACGAGCAACAAUAAUACCGCUGCACCAGUAGCUGUGCCUCAGCCUCCUCAGCAGGCUGUCCCGGUGACUAUACAGCCAGCAGCAGCACCACAACCUGCAGUAGCACCACCAGCAGCAGCACCAACAACCAAAUCCUACAGCAGCUAUGCGGCCAAGAAGCAUCAGGCACAUGAACCGACUGCCCUGAGCUCCGUGGUGGCCAGCUCCGGUACCAGUUCAUCCAGCAACCCGCAACCACCUCUGAAUCUUGCCCCACCGGCGCCACCAGCAUCGCAGAAUAGCGGCGACAGUGCGCAGUUCUCGUGGGCCAGUCUGUUUGCCAGCAAUAAACCCGUGGCCAAGGUGGCACCCUAUGAUGCGAGCAAAACUGUACAGCAGCAGCAGCAGCAGCCUCAUCCAGUGCUCCAGCUAGCUCCACCUCAGCCAGCUCAAGUGGCAGUCACUGCUGCGGUGGCAGCUGCUCCUCCAGAAAAUCCUCAACUGGCACCACAGCAGAGUCAGCCCCUGCCAACUGCUCAUCAGCAAUCGCAGUUGCCAGCUCCAGUGCCAGUGCCCACAGCACCGCUGAUAACACCCGGAACGCUGUCCUACUCGGCGGCAUCUGCUCAAGCUGUGCCCGCUUCUGCGCCAAGUCCUGCAUCUGCAUCUGUUAAGCCCCUUAAGCCGGAGCCUGUGCGUCAUCAACUCGAUGAGUGGACCAAUAAGUACGCCGAGUUUUUGACCCGCCACAAGACCAACUUGUCACCGAUCAGCCUGCGUCCCCGAGGUCUGACUAAUAGGUCCAACUACUGCUACAUCAACUCGAUAUUGCAGGCUCUGCUAGGCUGUUCGCCCUUCUACAAUCUGCUGCGCACCAUACCCAAGCAGACGGCGGUCUUGAGUGAGGUGAAAACACCCACAGUAAAUGCCAUGAUGUCGUUUAUGACCAACUUUUCGUCGCUGCCCAACGGUCUGCGUUUGCGUUUGAACAACAACCUGAACAAGGGAGGAGCUCAGAACAAGGGCAAGGAUGAGUUUAUAGGCUCAGAUCUGCAGUGUGACAUGGCCUUUGAGCCGACAGAAAUCUAUAAGCUGUGGAAUGACAGUCGCGAGGAGCAUGUCGAGGGUCGCCAAGAGGAUGCAGAGGAGUUCUUGGGCUAUGUGCUCAACAAACUUAACGACGAGAUGCUGGAGGUGAUUAAACUUAUUGACAAGCCCAGCUCUCAGCAGAAUGGCCAGAAUGAGCAGUCGGAGCCCGAGGAUGGCGGCGAUGUCUGGCAGAUGAUAUGCAACAACCGCAACAAGGGCAGUGUCACCCGGCAAACCGACUUUGGACGCACUCCCAUCAGCGACAUCUUUCGCGGCGAACUACGUUCCCGUUUGCAGCGGGAGGGAGAGCACUCCACAGACGUGAUUCAGCCCUUCUUCACGCUGCAAUUGAACAUUGAGAAAGCUGCCUCAGUUAAGGAAGCUUUGGAAAUCCUAGUGGGUCGCGAUCAGCUGGAGGGCGUCACCGGCAGCAAGACCAAGCAGGAGGUGGUGGCCUGGCAGCAAAUGACGCUGGAGAAGCUGCCCGUUGUCCUGAUAUUGCAUUUAAAAUACUUUGACUAUCGCUCAGAUGGUUGCACAAAGAUCCUGAAGAAAGUGGAGUUCCCCGUGGAGCUCAAGAUCGAUGCCAAAAUCCUCGGCUCGAAGAAGACCUCGCAGAAGCAGCGGGCCUACCGACUGUUUGCAGUGGUCUAUCACGACGGCAAGGAGGCCUCCAAGGGCCAUUACAUCACGGACGUGUUCCAUACGGGCUACAGCAGCUGGCUGCGCUACGACGACAGCUCGGUGAAGCCGAUCGGCGAGAAGAAUGUCCUCCAGCCGCACACGCCGCGGGUGCCUUACCUUUUGUACUACCGCCGCUCUGACACUUUGCCCCAGCAGCAGCAGCAGCAGGCACCACAGCAGAGCUCCGCUUCCAAUGGAGGAGCAGGAGUGGGCAGCAGCUCCUCGUCGUCGAAUGCCGGGGACAGCAAGUGAAGCAGGCAACAAGCAGCGUUGUAAAAAUACAUGUUAGGAUAUAUAUAUAUAUCAUAUAUUUUUGUGUCAGUGCGUGUGUGUGAGCGAGUGUGUGAGUCUUGGUUUUAUAUGCAUUAUACAAUAUAUAACAGUUUGAUAUAUAAUCGAGCGGUAUACAUAUAUCUAAGCCCAAAGUCCAAAGCGCAUGUCAGUGUGUGUGUGUGUGUGAGCGAAGAACUUAGCUCUAAGCUAGAAACUAGAUUUAAGUAACAGAAAACGAACCAUAAAUGCAGCAACAAAAAUUGGUAGAAACGAAAACUUUGUACAAAGUGUAGAAGCAGAAGCAGAAACAGCGAGCAAAUUAUCAUUAUAACCUAGUGCUAAAUCUACAAAAAAAAACCCCUAACUUUUCCAUGUGGCACAAAAACCAUUAUUCGUAGUAGGUGUUAGGAAGGCCCCCUAGAAUCUUUCUCGAUACGAUGUUAUGACAAACGCUUAGAGCUGUAAAUAUAUACACAAAUAUCAAUAUAUAUAUAUAUAUAUAUAUAUAUAUAUAUAUAUAUAUUGUAGUUGAUGCAUGCAGGCAUUUAAAGAAGGAACCCAACCGCAGCAACAAUAUAUAUGGAAUGCUUUGAAUAUGCUUUAAAUAUAUACAUUACAGUCAUCGGUUGUGGUCUAAAUAGUAGCCAAACCUUUGUAAAGAUCCAAACUCUACAAAAAGUUGGAGAGUUACGAAAGAUGUUAAUUCAAAAAGUCUCAAAAUCAAAUUAUUUUACGAUAUUAAGUCCUUUUAUAUUUUUUUCUACAUUGCAAAAUCGUUGUUAUAAAAUCGUAAGCCUCAAAUAUUAUGUAAUUAAUUUUUUUUAAAAGGAACCAGAUAAUAUUAAUCUUGUAUUUUGUUAUAAAAUCGUAAGCCUCAAAUAUUAUGUAUUUUUCAAAGUGAGCAGAAAAUAUUAAUCUAAUAAGUUGGCCUCUAUUUCGAUCACAACCGUGCUUGUUCUUGCUUAAUAAGCAAUUAAAUAAGUCAAUACCAGCUCGCGUUCAUUUUGUAAUUUAUUUUGUAUGUUGUUUAGUUUUACACGGCAGAUCCACACAUCUCUAUAAAUAUAAUUAUAAACUCUAUAUAAUGUAUACAUACGCAACUUGUUAUUCAUAGUUAGUGAAACAUUUUUUGUGUGCGGGAAUCAUGAUAUUUGAAGUUGGCAUUAUUUGCAACAUAUUUUUCCUAGGUCUACGGCAUUUAGUUUAUAUAUAUAUCACCUUAGAGAGAAUUGAAGCAGAAAAUGUAACGAAAAAAUAUAGAUUUAUAUGUGUAAUCGGGUCAGAACUAAAACUAAUCAAUCAUACUAGUUGAUAGCUAUAUAAAAAGCGUAUACACCCAUAUAUAUAUAUAUUUUCUUAAGCUAUAUAAACGCAUAUAUAUAUUAUAUAUAGAUAUCGUGCCAAUGUUAAAACAUCAAAAAUGGUUUAAAAAAAAUAUAUAUAUACAUAAAAAGCAAAUAACUUGUCAAAGCUUUGUAUAGUCAGCGGCUAAACGAGGAAAGAAUAUAAACAAUUAAGCAAUUAAGAUGAUUUUGCUAAACUUAGUCCUGUAUCAAAAAUCUAUGCAUUCUUUGGCGACCUUAAAAUUAUAGUUUUAUGUUUGAAAUUUUAGAUCCUUGAUAUGUAUGCUGAGCCCACAAAGAAAAGUAAGCGAAAAUCUUGAAAUAUUCUUAGGCUAGAAUGCAUUGACAUCUACGACGUAUAUUAAGCGAAACCAUAAAUAUAAAUCUAAAUAAUAUAUAUAUAUUUUGAUGUUAUACAAAUAUGAACUAAUUGUAAGCCAAAUUAUAGGAAAACAUUUUUUAUAUAGACACUUGGGCGCGUCUGCGUUUUGCUAGUUACAAAAUAGGUUCCUAAAAACUACGAAAAUUAAAAAAAAAAAACAACCACAAAACGUAACGAAAUGUUGAAGCAAAGGAAUAUUACAAAAACAAUAAUAUUAAUACUGAUAUACACAUAUAUAUUAUAUAUAUAGUCUAAAGCCAAGCUAAAAUCAUAUAAACCUUAAUAUUAAACUGAUGAGAAACCACAAAACAAACAUACAAUACAUAUAAAUUUAUAAAUUCAAUUUAUACAAGACCCAAGCAAAGCAAAAGCAAGGAGAAAGGCAGAGAUUGAACAAGUUGAAUUACCAUUUAUAUAUAUUUUUGCAAGCGAAAUUAGAAUGUGAAACAUAAACAAAGGAAGCAUAUAUAGGAUUAAUUAUAAAACCACAACUAAAGACGUAAACUUUGUAAACUUUUCUUCGCAUGUAAUCUUCUAUUUUUUUUUAAUCAUAGUUGUUAUAUAAUUUAUGGAAUACUCCAAAAAAAGAAUUGUUCAUUCGGAUUUUAAAAUUAAUUUAAAAAUUAACAUCAGGCCCCAAUUGUUAUGUUCCAUGCGAAGAGUGUGUUUUAAAGCUAUUAUGAAAAAAAACAAUGAAUUGAUAACUGAAUUUAUUAUUAACAUUAAUGAUUUUUUAAACCUCUUACUGCCUAAUAGUCUUGAAACGCACUGUUCCUAUGUCCUCUGUUUUUUGUAUAAACAAAAAAACAAACGUAAUUUUCGGCUUUUAUUUUAAUACUAUUUUUUUGUAGCCCUCUUUGGCCCUGUGUUGUCCCCGAAUUAUGUAUGUUUUAGUUCUUAAGUAGUUUCUAAGGCUGUGUAACUAACCAUAAAAUAUGUACUAACACUUAUUGCUUUUGGUUAGAAGGUGUCCGAUAGGUUUUGCCAGACAGUUUUUGUUAAUUUUCGCUAUUUUUUUCCCCCCUUUGCGUUCGGUGGUGACGAUUGAUUGAGGCCUCUGGCGAGAGGCUCUCUGAUAAACAGAAAUUGGCAAGUGCACUUACUAAACGUAUAACGAGCGCGUAAUAGCGCGUAAAAUCCGGGAGAGAAUGGAAUCGAAAUGAGGAGCAUCAGUUCUAAGUGCGUUUAGCCAGCAGACAAACUAAUAUUAAAUAUUAAACGUUUUGUAAUCAAGUUUUCAAGAAGGGGUCAGUGUGCGGUGAUAUAAAAACAAAGAGAGAAACUAACAAAUAACAAGACACUAGAUGGUUAGCAGCGCGAAAUGAUAAGUUAAACAACAAACUGAAACUGAAACUAAAAAAGAAACUGAAAAACAAAACUAAAAACAAAACAAAGCAAAGCAAAACGCGAAUUAAUUAGUCCACAUUUAGUCUAAAAAGGAAAAUAAAACCAAGCUAAAGUAAAUCUACAAACUAAAACGAAUUCAUUUGUACUAAGUAAAACUAACAUUGUAACGUGGAAGCAAGCUAAAAACAUAAACGAAAUGAAAUGAAAUGAAACAUUAUAUAGCUAUAAAAAUAAAUCGAGUGAUUUCAUUGCCACAAGCAAA